AUGAGAUUGAGAAGUCGAGAACAACAACCAGUCCCUAGCCCCUUGAGAAAACGAACAAGAUCUGCCAUCAAAUCCCGUUCAAGUUCGCGAUCAUCCUCCGUUUCUCGAAUUUCGAACAGCAGCAGUAGCUCACGAUCCAAGCGCGCUCGGAUCGUAUCUCCCGAUCGCUCCGAAUGCAAGGUCGUCAAAAGAAAGGUUAAAAAGUCUAUCACCACUGAGACUGUAAGAACCCGUGCCGCACGAGGAGAGAAGCCGGGCACAUCUGCCUCAGCUCUACCCGUCCUAAAAUCGCCCAAAAAGCGAGGCCGUCCUUUGAAACGGCCUCGAAUCAAGGCGUCGCGAUGUGCAUCACCGACUCCUCCUGCUUCUCCUGUCCCCAAAGCUUGUUCAACCCCCGAGCAGUCGAAAAUCACGAGGAAAUCAUUCGAUUCCCCUCCGCAUAAACAAGCCCCAGCUGACGACGAACCGGUAGCGAAUAUUCAAACGGAAAAUUGCUCUCAGGUAGAGGAAGAAAUCGUCAUCGCUUCAGUCCCGGAAACGAGCAACGCAAACUUGGAUGACUCUUGUCCAACGAUUGAGCCGGACAGCAGCUCGUACUCGCAACAAAAUAAUGCUUAUUACACUAAUGAUAACUCUUCCGGCCAUUCUUCGCAGGGUGGAUCUGCUGCAUCCACGCACCAUCAAAAUAUUGCUUCCGGAAAUUACAACCCAGCGUACUUUAUGCGUCACAUCACUCCCCAAACAGAAGCCAUGAAAAAUCGAGCCGCAAUCUUGCCGUGCAAAACGCGUAAGACACCAGAGUAUACGCUCGUCCUCGAUUUGGACGAAACGCUGGUGCACUGCACUUUGGCCGAGCACCAAAUGCGCGACUACGAGUUCACCUUUCCCAUCCGCUUCCAGAACGUCGACUAUGAAGUUUUCGUCAAGACGCGGCCAUAUUUCCGCAAUUUCCUCGAGCGCAUGUGUGAACACUUUGAGAUCAUUAUUUUCACUGCCUCCAAGAAGGUUUAUGCGGACAAAUUAAUCAGUAUUAUCGAUCCAGACAAGCGGCUUGUCCGACACCGUCUUUUCCGGGAGCACUGUAUUCUUGUUCAGGGAAACUACAUCAAGGACCUGACAAUUCUCGGCCGCGACCUGACAAAGACAAUAAUCGUCGACAACUCGCCACAAGCAUUUUCGUACCACAUGGACAACGGAAUUCCCAUUGAAUCCUGGUACAGUAACCCCGAGGACCAGGAACUGGAGCUGUUGGAGAAAUACCUGUACGAUCUCGUGAAAUUCGACGAUGUGCGACCAGAACUCCGCCGAAAAUACCGAAUCCGCGAUCAAGUGGAGGGCAGAACAGACUGUACGCUAAAACAACUGAAACAGUACUUCUAA
Molecule: messenger RNA, 1380 nt
Organism: Oikopleura dioica
Lineage: Eukaryota; Metazoa; Chordata; Appendicularia; Copelata; Oikopleuridae
Source: the annotation of a GenBank genome assembly